Molecule: messenger RNA, 1647 nt
Organism: Cantharellus anzutake
Lineage: Eukaryota; Fungi; Basidiomycota; Agaricomycetes; Cantharellales; Hydnaceae
Product: glucose-6-phosphate isomerase
Exons: 7
Coding region: 1-1647 (548 amino acids)
Biological process (GO): glucose 6-phosphate metabolic process; gluconeogenesis; glycolytic process
Cellular component (GO): cytosol
Molecular function (GO): carbohydrate derivative binding; monosaccharide binding; glucose-6-phosphate isomerase activity
Source: RefSeq, a predicted model, not a curated record
AUGGCGCCAGAGUACACUACGUGGGAGAAGCUCCAGUCGAUCUACGACUCGGAGCAUUCGAAAACCAUCCUGAAGGAUCUCUUUGCUCAAGAUCCCUCCCGAUUUGAUAAAUUCUCUCGUACAUACGCGGACCCGGAUGACCCCUCGACGACCAUUUUCCUCGAUUUCUCCAAAAACUUGAUCACAGAACCCAUCUUGGAGACGUUGUUCUCAUUGGUCCGUGAGGCCGAAGUCGAGAAAGCUCGGGACGAGCUGUUUAGUGGCGCACACAUCAAUACCUCUGAGGAUCGUGCAGUUCUGCACAUUUCACUCCGUGAUAUCUCCAAGUCGUUCCAGAUCAAAGAGGCUGGCGUUGACGAGGUUGGCGAUGUCCUCCAGCACAUCAAGGAAUUCUCGAACGCUAUCCGCAGCGGUGAAUGGAAGGGUUAUACUGGGAAGCGCAUUAAUACCAUCGUAAACAUUGGAAUUGGUGGAUCCGAUCUUGGCCCUGUAAUGGUUACCGAAGCUCUCAAGUAUUAUUCCCAGCGCGAUUUGACCGUUCGCUUUGUUUCCAACAUUGACGGAACCCACCUCGCGGAGACGACCAAGGUCUGCGACCCCGAAACGACUCUGUUCAUUAUCGCCUCAAAGACCUUCACGACUCAAGAGACUAUCACUAAUGCUGUCUCUGCUCGGGAAUGGUUCCUAAAAGCGGCAAAAGACAAGUCUCACGUAGCUAAGCAUUUCGUAGCCCUCAGCACGAACACCAAAGACGUCACGGAGUUCGGUAUUUCCGAAAAGAAUAUGUUCAGAUUUUGGGAUUGGGUUGGUGGCCGUUAUAGUCUCUGGAGCGCCAUUGGUCUUUCAAUUGCAAUUUAUAUCGGCUAUGAUAACUUCGAGGAGCUCCUUAAGGGCGCUCAUGGGUUGGAUUUACAUUUCAAAGAAACGCCCCUUGAACAAAACCUUCCGGUGAUCUUAGCAGUGCUUGGAAUAUGGUACAACGACUUUUACGGUGCUCAAACCCACGCCCUUCUGCCGUAUGACCAAUAUCUGCACAAAUUUGCCGACUACUUCCAGCAGGGUGAUAUGGAAUCAAAUGGCAAAUUUGUCACAAAGGAUGGACAUCGCGUUGGCUACCAAACAGGGCCCAUCAUCUGGGGAGCCGCCGGCACGAACGGCCAACACUCCUUUUACCAACUCCUCCAUCAGGGAACGAAGCUCGUUCCGGCUGAUUUCAUCGCGCCUGCCACCUCCCUGAACCCGCUACCGAUCAACCACCAUCGCAUUCUCCUUUCUAAUUUCUUCGCUCAGCCUGAGGCGCUUGCUUUCGGCAAAACAGAAGAACAAGUCAGGAAAGAACUCGGCGCGAAUGCAUCUGAGGCGUUGAUCAGGAGUAAGGUGUUUGAGGGAAACAGACCGAGCAAUUCGAUUUUGUUCCCCAUCUCAACUCCUCGUAUCCUCGGAGCGCUGAUUGCGCUAUAUGAGCACAAGAUUUUCGUGCAGGGCGUUAUCUGGGGAAUCAAUUCCUUUGACCAGAUGGGUGUUGAACUAGGGAAAGUGUUGGCCAAGAACAUUCUUAAGCAGCUUGACAAGCCUGAAGACGUUACGGGGCAUGACAGUUCGACCACGGGCCUUAUUCACUGGUACCAGAAACACCGCAAAGAAUAG